GACGGACGAGAGCGCCGCCAGACUGUCGGGGGCCAUGGCCGCGCGCGCCGCUCGCCGCUGCUGUCUGGGCUGGGACUUCAGCACGCAGCAGGUGAAAGUUGUUGCUGUUGAUGCAGAGCUGAAUGUUUUCUAUGAGGACAGUGUGCAUUUUGACAGAGACCUUCAAGAGUUUGGGACUCAGGGCGGAGUUCAUGUUCACAAGGAUGGGCUGACCGUGACUUCUCCAGUCUUGAUGUGGGUCCAGGCUUUGGAUAUCAUCUUGGAGAAGAUGAAGGCUUCAGGCUUCGACUUCUCUCAAGUCCUUGCCUUGUCUGGGGCAGGCCAGCAACAUGGAAGUGUAUACUGGAAGACUGGAGCCAGCCGGGUGCUGACAAGCCUGUCACCGGGCCUCCCGUUACACAAGCAGCUGCAGGACUGUUUCUCCAUCAGCAGCUCUCCAGUGUGGAUGGACUCCAGCACCACAGCCCAGUGCCGCCAGCUAGAGGCAGCCGUGGGCGGGGCCCAAGCUCUCAGCUGCCUCACUGGGUCCCGUGCCUAUGAGCGUUUUACAGGAAACCAAAUCGCAAAGAUCUGCCAGCAGAGCCCCGAGGCCUACUCAAACACAGAGAGGAUUUCCUUGGUCAGUAGCUUUGCUGCUUCCCUAUUCCUGGGGUCUUACGCCCCCAUCGACUACAGUGAUGGUUCUGGAAUGAAUUUGUUGCAGGUCCAGGACAAAGUCUGGUCGCGGGCUUGCCUCGAUGCCUGCGCACCUCAUUUAGAGGAGAAGCUUGGCCCACCAGUAGCUUCGUGCUCCGUCAUGGGAAACAUUUCUUCCUACCAUGUCCAGCGCUAUGGGUUUUCUCCAGGCUGCAAAGUGGUGGCCUUCACUGGCGACAACCCAGCAUCACUGGCAGGCAUGCGGCUGGAGGAAGGUGACAUUGCGGUCAGCCUGGGCACCAGUGACACCCUGUUUCUCUGGCUCCAGGAGCCCACACCCGCCCUGGAGGGCCACAUCUUCUGCAACCCUGUUGAUCCCCAGCACUACAUGGCACUCCUGUGCUUUAAAAAUGGCUCCCUCAUGAGAGAGAAGAUCCGGGAUGAGUCUGCUUCCGGUUCCUGGAGCGAGUUCUCCAAGGCGCUUCGGUCCACAGAGAUGGGAAACGGUGGAAACCUGGGUUUUUAUUUCGAUGUGAUGGAGAUCACCCCCGAGGUUGUUGGCCGUCACAGGUUUAGUGCGGAAAAUGGAGAGGUCCCAGCAUUCCCCAGGGAAGUGGAGAUUCGUGCCCUGAUCGAAGGACAAUUCAUGGCCAAGAGGAUUCAUGCCGAGGGCCUGGGCUAUCGAGUCAUGCCCAAGACAAAGAUUUUGGCCACUGGAGGGGCAUCUCAUAACAGAGACAUCUUACAGGUGCUUGCAGACGUGUUUGGUGCCCCAGUGUAUGUCAUAGACACUGCCAACUCCGCCUGUGUGGGCUCUGCCUACCAAGCUUUCCAUGGCCUUGCAGCUGGAACAGAUGUGUCCUUUUCUGAGGUGGUGAAGUUAGCCCCAAAUCCCAAGUUAGCUGCUACCCCCACCCCCGGAGCUUCUCAGGUCUACGAGGCCCUUCUCCCACAGUAUGCCAAGCUGGAACAGAGAAUCCUGUCUCAGACCCAGGGGCCUCAAAAGUGAAUUCCACAGGUCCAGGUGCCCCUGUUGACCUGGACCACCCAGACUUACUGAUCCCACUUGGGAAUGUGGUGUUGGACAGAGGGAGCCUCUUCCCUGUUUCAAGCGGCACCCCCUGCCUAUGCUGAAUUAUGGGGGUUCUCCAACCAUGGCUAGGCCCACCCUGAAAUCUGCCUUCACAUUUUCCUAAACAAAGACAGGCAGCUUGUGCCUUGUUCCCUCUGCCCAGGACAGGAAAGCAUCUCUCUUAUCCUGUCUUUUAUCCAAGGAGGCAGGGUACUGCUGAAUCAGGGUAUAGCCAAUAUAAAUGUGAGUUUUCCCUUUCAAAUAAAGUAGUAAAGCUGAUCAGCAGAAUGGAGGAGGCAGAGUCCUCCCUUACCCCCUGAGAAGUGAUAUAAAAGUACUGGAGUGGAAAAAUAACUUUCUCAUCUCCAUCCCUUUAAGUCAAUAUUAUCAAAUUAUUUAUAAUUUAUUUAGUAUGUAUUAUAAUAGCUACAAAUCAUAAAAUUAUAGAACACCAGAUUAAUUCAUGUCAGAAGAAAAUCCCAAAUAAAAUAUCAGUAACAGAAACCAAUAGGGCAUAGAGGAUGUUCUAUCAUCACAAGUGCAGUUUAUGCCCAAGUGGUUCAGUAUUAGGAAAUUAAUAAAUAUAAUUCUUCAUUUUAAUAAAUCUAGGAAGACAAGCAAUUUGAUUACAGCUGAUGAAAAGUCCUUUGACAAAAUUCAACACUCAUUCUUGAUUUAAAAAAAUGCUAAAAACCAGUACUUGCUUAAUAAGGAGGCAUUGGAGCCUUUCCUGAGUAAGUCAGGAAGUCCACCAUCUAUACCGCCAUUUAAUUGUGUAUUAAAUGAGGCAGCCAGUGCAGUCAGACCAGAAAGAAUCAAGGCAUAGGAAGAAAAGGAAGAGAUAUAGUAAGAGAAUCAAUACUAAAUCUAAUGCAAAUAAGAAAAUUGAGUAAAGUGACAGGUUGUAAAGUUUUAAUAUAAAGAGUAGCAUUCUUAUGUACAAUCAAUAAAAAUUAUAGGUAGUGAAGGACAAGAGCUAAUUUACAAUAGCAACACAAAUUUAAAAUACAGUGCUAUCAAGCUAUCACCACUGUGACCUGAGCUUGAUCCCCGGCCAGGGAGCUACCCACAUGGCAGAGCAGACCUCUCCUGUCUUACCUGCUGCUCCGCUCAGCAGUGUAUUUCAGUCGAUCUGUCUGUUCUGCUCCCCACUCUGUCUCUGGUAAAUCCUUUCACCCUCCCUCACCCCUGGCCUACACUGCUCUUGUAUGCAUAAAUAAAUAAAAUAAAUCUUUAAAAAAUACUUAGAAAAUGGAGUUAACAUUUGGGGGAAAAAAUUAAAAACAUUCCUGAGAGGUUUAAAUAAAUUGGAGCAAAGGAUUACUCAGAAUCAUGAAGGAUUAAUGUGUUCCAAAUAAAAAUACCAGUCUUUUGUGGAGGAAGGUUCCUGAAGCCAGACUAGGGGAUUCAAACAUGUAUUUAGAAAAGCACAUAAUCAGAAGCAGCUGGGAAAACUCAGAAAAAGAAGUUCAAUAAAGGUACACUAGCUCUGUCAGAUAGUAAAACAUUAUAAAGCAUCCUUUAAAAAAUGUAAUUGUUCAGGAAUAGAUCAAUAGGACAGAAUGAUAAGUUCAAAAAUAAACAAUUACAUAUAGACAGACAUGUACGAGAAAAAUGCUCGUUCAAAACACAG
Messenger RNA from Talpa occidentalis (Iberian mole), 3341 nucleotides. RefSeq names its product xylulokinase (gene XYLB). NCBI's taxonomy places the organism in Eukaryota, Metazoa, Chordata, Mammalia, Eulipotyphla, Talpidae. The coding region runs from base 35 to 1645 and encodes 536 amino acids. Gene Ontology annotation, molecular function: D-xylulokinase activity. The transcript is spliced from 19 exons. The record is from RefSeq and is a predicted model, not a curated record. Gene Ontology annotation, biological process: xylulose metabolic process; D-xylose metabolic process. Gene Ontology annotation, cellular component: cytosol.